UCUCUCUCUCUCUCUCUCUCUCUCUCUCCUGCUUUUCUAGUCCCUGUAGAGAUUCAUUCCGCCUCCUACCAAAGCCCAUAAGAAAAGAGCCUAUGAGUUGAACUAUAUAUACACUCAGAGAGAGAGAUUGUAUCAUCAUCUUCUACAGUUCCUAUUUCUUUGCCAACCACCUUCUUCCAUGGCUGCAGAGUCCAACCCAGACUCUUCAUCAAAUCUAAAAAUCAUUGUGCAAAAUAACCCAUCAGAGUCUCAACUAUCUGAAUUGGGUAUCAAGUCUUGGCCCAAAUGGGGAUGCUCUCCGGGGAAGUACCAACUAAAGUUUGAUGCCCAAGAAACGUGUUAUCUACUCAGAGGAAAGGUAAAAGUCUACCCAAAAAACUCUUCGGAGAUAUCUGAGUUCGGCGCCGGCGAUCUGGUGAUAAUUCCAAAGGGACUCAGUUGCACUUGGGAUGUAUCAGUCGCCGUCGAUAAACACUACAAGUUCGACUCAUCUUCUUCGUCCUCCUCUUCAUCAUCAUAAUCUUCUUUAUCAUGAAUUUCAAUUCGCCAUGUUCUUUCUUCUUUGGAUAUUUAUUUGUUAAUUUCCUUUUUCUUUUUUCUUUUUUUUUAUGAUUUUAUGUUCAUAUCGAUUAGUAAAUGUUUCUGGGUGUGGUUGUUUAGGAGGUGGUGAUGAUCUUUUAUUUUAUUAGUGGUCAAAGAUAGAGAAAAUCAUUAGUCAAUGCAUGUCCCACUCAAACUAAAUGUCUCUUUAUGCCUUUAAAUCAGCUGCUUUUUUGACUGGUCAACCUAUCAUG
Molecule: messenger RNA, 794 nt
Organism: Ilex paraguariensis (yerba mate)
Lineage: Eukaryota; Viridiplantae; Streptophyta; Magnoliopsida; Aquifoliales; Aquifoliaceae
Source: the annotation of a GenBank genome assembly